This is a messenger RNA of Lottia gigantea (owl limpet), 2612 nucleotides long. RefSeq lists its product as hypothetical. The record is from RefSeq and is a predicted model, not a curated record. The coding region runs from base 114 to 1793 and encodes 559 amino acids. The transcript is spliced from 5 exons. Lineage: Eukaryota; Metazoa; Mollusca; Gastropoda; Lottiidae.
GUUAUCUUGACGGGGUGUGGGCUAAGUGUAAUGUUAUUGAAGACUGUUCAAACAUUCUUUUCGUAUCACACACUUGCAAGUGGAAACGUAAAAAACGUAAGACAACAUUAUCUAUGGAUGCGAUCUGGAACAUACUCGCAGUGGCUUUGGUAGCCAGUGUGGUCAACUGUGAUGUUUUUACAACCCAGCAAAUUCAAGACCUAGACGACUUCAUACAAAAUGCAAUGUCUUGCCGACAUGUUCCAGGCCUAACCUUGGGUGUGGUGAAAGGCAAUCAAUCUUGGACUAAAGGAUACGGAUUCGCAGACAGAGAAAAUAAUAGAAAGGUUGAUGCCAACACAUUGUUCGGCAUUGGUUCUAUCACUAAGUUUUUCACUACGACUCUUCUUUCUAUUUUGAUAGACGAAAGUAAUAAAAAAUAUACGUGGGAUACCAAGCUAUCAGACAUACUGGGAAAAGAUUUCAAGCUGAACACAAACCUCCGUACUACAGAAACAACCAUAAAAGAUAUACUAUGUCACAGAACCGGUCUACAGUCCGGUGAUAUGGGAAUAUUUGCUGGUUAUCCAAGCAAUUUCACAAGGGCACGUAUGACGGGUCUGUUGCAGUAUCUCGAUGAAAUAAGGCCAUUCCGAGAUGGCUUUCAGUACAACAACUGGAUGUACGCAUUAGCUGGUCAUCUUGUUGAGGUGAUAUCUGGUAACUCCUGGCUGGAGGAACUUCAAACUAGAAUAUUAGAUCCAGUUGAGAUGACAGAAACCCGAGUUCUAUCUACCAAUAUUCCAGUAACUGAUGAGAAGAUGGCCAAACCUUAUGUUAUGAUCGGUGAAGAAGUUGUACCUUCAGCUUCGAGGAUCUAUAACAUACAUCCAGAACAACCAGCAGGAGCAAUAGCUUCAUCAGCAAACGAUAUGGUCAAAUGGAUACAAAUGAUUUUAAAUAAGGGCAACGUAACAGACAAUGUCAUAGCUAAUUGGGAUACUUUAGAAACUGCUUUUAAACCACACACAAGUGUCCCCUUGGAGGGCUGGAAUAAACCGAUCUAUCCAAUAUCUCAUGUUCAAUCUGGAUAUGGAUUUGGGUGGUUCAUAUCAAACCAUAAUGGAUAUAGACUAAUGUGGCACACUGGUGGUUUAUUUGGUUAUACAGCUAACUUAUGGGUAUUCCCCGAUCUCGACAUCGGUAUAUUUAGUAAUGUAAAUGGUCCUGGACUAACUGUUGGGGGUGCUCGGAUAUUUGAAGUGAUCUUUUCAUACAUCUUUGACAUGCUUAUGGACCAGCCACCAUGGUUGAAUGAAACAACUGCUUGUACCUUUCCCAUGCCCUGGCAUCCCGAGAAUUACCCAAAGAGUUCGACUCUUAAUGUCACCAAUGAACCAGUAGAAAACACGAAGCAGUACACGGGGAUAUACGGCCAUAGAUUAUUUGGUGAAGUACACAUCACAGCACAAGAAAGCACUCUUUUCAUCAAAGCUGGUCUAAUGAACGGCGUACUAAAUACAACUAAUGUACCAGAUAGUUUUAAAAUGCAAAUCGUUGGAGAUUACGAAUUUUUUUCAAAUCAAAAUAAUGUGACAACGUUACUUCCAGUUACCUUUUUCAACAAAACAAACGAUAAAUUUCAAGAUGUACUUUUUAUAUUAGCGGCAGAUAAGGGUGUUUUCAAACGAGGAGUGGUAUGGGGUGAAGGAGAAAAAGGCGAAGAUUCUGAUAAUUCAACAUCGACUUUAUCCUCCAGUAGUUUAUUACAUAUUGGUCUUAAUUUUAUUAUUUAUUACUGUAUAAAUCAGUAAUUUUAGGCAAUAUGAAGCUGUCUUCGUACUUUCAUAUAUUUUUUUUCAUUCUAACUGGAAUAUCAGCUUCAAAAUAGUAUUGAUGGCCUAAGAAUGACUUUAGCUUUUAAAACAAAUGUUGUCAUGGGCACACAUUUGUUUAUACAAAGGACAAUUUCAGCAAAAUGUUAGGCAAUUUUUUGGAAAUAUUUAAGAGGAAAGGUUUUUAUAUAUUAAAUGUAAAGGUUGCAAACCUAUAUAAUUUUAUGUUCCAACGUAAAGUAAUUCCAAAACUAUAUGUAUCAGUAUGCCCUUAUUGGAAUUCAAAACACACGGUUGAAAGAAAACAGUUCGGGGAAAGUAGUAAGUUAAGAUAAGUAUAUUUUCUUAAUGCAUUAGAGUCAUAUUUCCGUCCAAUUCUUGUAUUUACUUUAUCGGUUAAUAGAGCUCAAUUUCAGCCGCUUGUUUUUCUUCUAAGAACAGAAAUACGACGCCUGGUACGUCUGCAAAUACAGAAUAAGCUAAGAGCGGUAGUGACGUGUGUUCAGUUUUAACCGUAAAAAAAUGUGAGCUGAUAUCUUCUGUGUUGAUGAAUAUCUAGAAUGUCGUCGCUUAUGCUCUGGGAUUUUCCUUAAUUGCAGAUUAACAAUAAGUCAGAUUUUUAUUCUGAUAAGCACUCCUAACGGCUAAAAUGGAGCUUCAUCAGCUCAUAAAGCAAAUGUUAAGACGGCGAUAUUCCUUAUUAAUGGCUUGUAGCACUUUGUUCGAAUAUAGUAUGAAAAGUUUGUGCAUUGAAUUGAAAUAUUACCCCAAAUUUCUAAUAAAAGAAAAAUGUAUUUC